Molecule: messenger RNA, 2597 nt
Organism: Penaeus indicus
Lineage: Eukaryota; Metazoa; Arthropoda; Malacostraca; Decapoda; Penaeidae
Gene: Atg4b
Product: cysteine protease ATG4D-like
Exons: 10
Coding region: 178-2442 (754 amino acids)
Molecular function (GO): protein-phosphatidylethanolamide deconjugating activity
Source: RefSeq, a predicted model, not a curated record
UUUUAUCACAUGAAGUCCUGUUCUUGUGAAUGAGGAGUUUGUGUUGUGAUUUUGAUGGUGUCAGUCUGCGGAGCAAGUGAUGUGCGUUUAUAUGUGCUUUGGGCACAGAGUUCAGACAAUAAUCCUAAGUCAGCAGCUUGGUAAUCAUGUGCAUCCACACUACAAGGCCAAUGAAGGAUGUUGCCGAGCAUUCAGUCGGUAGCUAGCAGGCAUGGUAGUCCUAAUCGCCAACACAAGAGGUCGUCAUCCAGUGGCGGCUUCUUUGAAGAACCAGUAGUGCCAAUUCCCAUGGCCAAGGAAUGUACAGAAAGUACCGAAUCUAGUCAAACACGCAAUCAUCUCAGUGGACAAAAGUCAAGAUAUGUUGCUGAGGGUAUGAAUGGAUCUGCAACAAAUGAUGGAAGAAAGCCAACAAGAGUCAAACUAAAGAAGGCUCUGAGUCCCAACCACAAGCCGAGUCACUUCUUUGUGCGGACAGCUGGAGGCAUGAGCGUGUCUGUUCCAGAGUUGUCACCUGAAGUCAACAUGUCGGUCAAAGAUCAAAUUGAUUUCAUCCCAGUAGACCCAGUGCCGCAGCUUGAUGGCAGUUCCUUAAGCCAAAAUGAGAGUCCAUUGGUGGAAGCAGCUUCAAGGAAUCAGACUAAUAGAUCGCAGACUUACCUACCGCUCAGUGUUGAACUUGUGGCAGGCCGAGGGCAGACCAGUAUGCCCAGUGAUGGCAACAAGAACAGUGGAAGUGGUGCAAAGGUAAGGAGUCUGCCUCCAUCCCAUACCCUGGCCAUGUCUGCCUCAUUGAUCAAGUCCUACUUCAGCUCAGGGCCAGAGAAGCAGCAGUCUAAGAGUGCAGGAUCUACUCCUGAUACUGAGACAUCAGUCAAGACAAAGAUGAUUGGACUCUGGAAUAAUGUAAAAUAUGGAUGGACAGUCAACCUCAAAACAAACUUUUCUCGAGAUGCUCCAGUCUAUCUCCUCGGACGUGUGUAUCAUAAAAGCUUUGGAGAUAUGGAGAGUUCUGAAGAAGAGGUGGAACAGCAUGGGAUAGAGGCUUUCAAGAAGCACUUCCAAAGCCUCAUCUGGUGUACAUACAGACGACAGUUCCCAACCCUUCAGAACUCCACCUUGACCACGGACUGUGGCUGGGGCUGUAUGCUGCGCUCUGGACAGAUGAUGCUUGCCCAUGCCCUUAUCCGACACUUCCUAACUCGAGAGUGGAGAUACGAUAAACAUGUGAUAGAUGGGCCAGAGGAGGAAAUUCACCGCAGCAUAGUGAGGUGGCUGGGUGACUCCCCUUCUCCCGACUGCCCUCUGUCACUGCAUAACUUAGUUCAUUUUGGCCAUAAAUUAGGGAAGAAAGCAGGUGACUGGUAUGGGCCAGCAUCUGUUGCAUAUAUAUUUAAAGAAGCUGUAGAAAUGGGCUCUAAGUAUAUCACAGAUCUACAAAGGAUUUGCAUCUAUGUUGCUCAGGAUUGUGCAGUUUACAUACAAGAUGUGUUGGAUAUGUGCUCAACUUCAUGUCUGUGCAACAAGGGUAAACUCACAAAGACUGCCAAGGAAGCUGAAGUGUGGAGACAGAUGGGGAAACCAGACAAAAACUACCAGGACCCUUCCUCUCAGACUUUCAAGAGAGGGCACAUGGAUUCCUCUGGAAGAGAUGGCAAUAGAAUGAAUGGCCAGGAAAAUCACAUGAAUGGUACAAAGAGAGAGGGCCAGGAUGAAAGGCUCAGCAGUGAAAACCUGGCAGGGGACAUGGCCCGAGUGAAUGCAGGGGCAGCUUCACUCCUAGAUGAAAAUCAUUACCUAUCCUUCAGAGACUUGGAAAGGGUUAAACAUUUGAGUUCGAGUACUGACCACAAGAAUGCGGAAAAGCUCCCCGAAAGAGGCCCUUCUAAUACCUGUCCUGAAUGUGAUAAUUGGAGAUCUGUCUUGAUAAUGGUUCCUGUUAGACUAGGUGGUGAAGGACUGAAUCCCAUAUACGAGUCUUGCCUUUAUGCUUUGUUCACCCACGACCUCUGCAUUGGUAUCAUAGGAGGACGUCCUAAACACUCUCUCUACUUCGUCGGAUUUCAAGAAGAGUCUUUGAUCCACUUGGAUCCUCACCUUUGCCAAGAUGCUGUGAUGGUCACCCAGCCAGUCUUCCCCAUUUCCUCCUACCAUUGCUCCUCCCCGCGCAAAAUGGCCCUCUCACGCAUGGACCCCUCGGCCACUUUAGGGUUUUACUGCCACUCCAGAACUGAUUUUCUCCGUUUGAUGGAAGAAUUACCAGAGAUUUUAACUCCCAAACAACCAGGAUUUGACUACCCUAUAUUUGAGUUUGUGGAUGGCCGUUGCGAAGACAUGGAUGCCUGCACACGCCAAGUGUCCACUGAGGACCAAAUGGCAGCUUCAUUACCACGGGACACUCCACUCCUUCCUCAGGAUUCUGAGGAAUUUGUUUUUCUCUAGCAUGUCACAGUGUAGAUAGGGAUAUUACGUUGUUGUACUGUAAAGUAAUCAUGAUUAUGAUUCUCCCAGGUUUGGUGAGACCAUAAGGAGUGUGAAGGAUGGAUGUAAUAGUGACAGGACUGGAGAAUUCAGCUUAGGGUCUGGAAUGCUAGAAA